Coniophora puteana RWD-64-598 SS2 is the source of this 543-nucleotide messenger RNA. RefSeq names its product GTP cyclohydrolase I. The transcript is spliced from 4 exons. The record is from RefSeq and is a predicted model, not a curated record. Lineage: Eukaryota; Fungi; Basidiomycota; Agaricomycetes; Boletales; Coniophoraceae. Gene Ontology annotation, molecular function: zinc ion binding; GTP cyclohydrolase I activity; GTP binding. The coding region runs from base 1 to 543 and encodes 180 amino acids. Gene Ontology annotation, biological process: tetrahydrobiopterin biosynthetic process; tetrahydrofolate biosynthetic process. Gene Ontology annotation, cellular component: cytoplasm.
AUGGCCUCCGCCGUGCGCACCAUCCUCGAGUGCAUAGGCGAGGACCCCGACCGGGAAGGCCUCCUCAAGACGCCAGAGCGCUAUGCGCAGGCCCUUAUGUGGAUGACCCGCGGGUACGAGGAGCGCCUGGUAGAUGUGAUCAACGACGCGGUGUUUGCCGAAGAUCACGACGAGAUGGUUCUCGUCCGCGAGAUCGACAUCUCGAGCCUGUGCGAACAUCACCUCGUCCCUUUCACCGGCAAGGUCGCCAUUGCAUACAUACCCAACCGCCUCGUCCUCGGCCUGUCCAAGCUCGCACGCAUCGCAGAAACAUUCAGCCGCCGCCUGCAGGUCCAGGAGCGGCUCACAAAGCAGAUCGCCAUUGCCGUCCAGGAGGCCAUCAAGCCCCGCGGAGUCGCAGUCGUCAUGGAGGCAACGCAUAUGUGUAUGACGAUGCGGGGCGUACAAAAACCAGGCUCGAUCACCACGACGUCCUGCAUGCUCGGCUGCUUCCGGACACAGCAGAAAACGCGCGAAGAGUUCUUGACCCUCAUCAAACGAUGA